Messenger RNA from Acanthocheilonema viteae, 387 nucleotides. The record is from the annotation of a GenBank genome assembly. Lineage: Eukaryota; Metazoa; Nematoda; Chromadorea; Rhabditida; Onchocercidae.
AUGUUAUGCUGUCCGAAAUCGAUUUUCGAUAGGCAGGAAAAUCUUCGGAUGAUGCGCCAGAAUUCCGCAAGCAAUUUAGAUCCAUACCGAAGACCGCCAUUACCUCCAAUCUGUCGUAAAGAUAUUUGCGAAGAAACUGCGGAAGAUGAAUUUCACAGUAAUUUUUUGCUCAAUCGUCGCUUGGAAUCAUUGAACAGAACGGAAUCAUAUUUGAGUGGUCUGACAGGAAAAGCAGAACAUACGUCAAUGUUAGCUGAUGCUCAAAAUGGAAAUGGUGGUAGUUUAUUUGCAAUCAAUAUGACGGGUAUUCGGGGGGUGCCGGUAAUACCGGUACAGAACAGUCGAAGACUUCCGGUACCACCAUCCGGUUGUUUCAAUCGUCUAUAA